Messenger RNA from Haplochromis burtoni (Burton's mouthbrooder), 2011 nucleotides. RefSeq names its product caspase 10, apoptosis-related cysteine peptidase (gene casp10). The transcript has 9 exons. Lineage: Eukaryota; Metazoa; Chordata; Actinopteri; Cichliformes; Cichlidae. The record is from RefSeq and is a predicted model, not a curated record. Gene Ontology annotation, biological process: regulation of apoptotic process; proteolysis. Gene Ontology annotation, molecular function: protein binding; cysteine-type endopeptidase activity. The coding region runs from base 396 to 1835 and encodes 479 amino acids.
GUUGGAGUACACAUCCCACUGAGUGAAAACAGGUUGCUAUAUUUUCACCUUUACAUAUAAGUGAUCCGCACAGUAACUAGCUUGUCGAUGCGGCAGACUCUCUUUCACUUUCGAUUCCUGCUUACUCGCCUGGACUUAUAACUACUGAAAAGUUGCUCUACGAAGUCUGUGACGUUCUCGAUGGCGAGUUAAACCAUUUUUCAGCAGCCACCGACAACAUGAAGUACGCUGGAAGUAUGUGGACAUAAACAACCAGUAUCGUCGUCGUCGUCCUUCAGACAAGCUGUCAACGCGUGUCCAUACAGGUGCUGGUGACAUUCCUCUGAGAUUUUGGUGCAUAUUGACAUGAUGGCAUCACACAGUUGCUGCAGGUUUCGCAGCUUCACACCGAUGAUAUGGAUCUCCACUUCCACCACCUCUCAAAGGAAAUGGAAUUCCAAAAUUUGUUGCUAAAGGUGGGUAAGGCACUGUCUAAAGAUGAAGUGAAAGCCUUGGUCUUUCUUUGCACUGACCUCCUGGACCAAAAGCCAAACAAGGUGGAAACGGCCAGUGAGCUCUUCUCCUGCCUGAUGAAACAAGACCAUCUCUCACCUGAGAACCCACAGCUCCUGACCGAGCUUCUGGUCACUACUGAACAUCAUGCCCUGAUCCGGGAUCUCUGUCUCGCUCCACAUACAACAACGAGCUUUAUUUCUCCCUACAGGAAGCUUCUUUACAGCCUCUCUGAAGAAAUUACUGAUGGCGAUCUGAGAGAAGUGAAGUUCUUGUUAAACACGAUGAUCCCACGUAGAAAACUGGGGGAACAUAUUACUACACUGGAAGUCUUCCUGGAGAUGGAGCGCAUGGACCACCUUAGCGAAAGUAAUCUAAACACCCUGGAGACCAUAGUGAGGGAGGUGUGUCCCAUGCUGAAUGCUAAAAUCAACCAGUUUAAAAAACAGCGAGUCACCUGUCCCGUUAUGACAACUGAUGCUAUAUCAACUCAAGAAAAGGAGUCCGUCACCAUGCCGAUAUCGCCAUCUACAAACACACAAGAUGAGGGCUUGGGAACAUAUCCCAUGACAUCUGAAAAGAGGGGCAUCUGUUUAAUUGUUAACAACGAUAACUUCAGUAAGUCCAGCCAACUAAGGAAACGGGAAGGAACUGAAGUGGAUCAAAAAUGUCUGCAGAGUGUGUUUCAGUGGCUCGGCUUUAAAGUGGAGAGCCACCAUGACUGUGACACGAACGAGAUGCUCUCUGUGUUCAAGGAGCUUGGCAAAAGAGACCACAGUCGGUUUGACUGCGUAGUGUGCUGUGUUCUGAGUCAUGGUGUGGAAGGCAGCGUGUACGGUGUGGAUGGAUCCACUGUCAAGAUCAGUGAUUUGACGGACCUUUUCAAUGGAUUAAAUUGCCCGUCUUUAGUGGGCAAGCCCAAGCUGUUUUUCAUCCAGGCCUGCCAGGGAAACAACGAGCAGCAAGCUGUCUUCAUUGAAUCUGAUAGCUCUGCAUACAGCUUUCAUUGGACUGAUGCUAUAAAGGCUAAACAGGGUAUCCCAAAUAGUGCAGAUUUCCUGCUGGGAAUGGCCACAGUUCCUUUUCAUGUUUCCUUCAGAGAGAGAACCAAUGGCACCUGGUUUAUUCAGUCUUUGUGCCAAAACCUUGUUCAGAUGGUGCCCAGGGAGUUUGAUCUCAUGUCAAUCCUGACAAAAGUGAAUGCAGAUGUUAGCAAGAAGAGUGAUCCGUAUGGUCAAAGAAAGCAGAUGCCUCAGCCAGCCUUCUCACUCAGGAAGAAGGUGGUGUUUCCGGUUCCCAACGUCCCUCCUCCAUCUAUUCACAAAGCAUCGUCAAAUUCUUGAUUUUUGAUUACUUCAGAGCUGUGGAUGCAGAUUAAGAAUUAAAUGCAACAAUUUGUUGAAAUGCAGAAGUUUUCUAUCAAAAUAUUUUUAAUGCAGUUUUGUGUAGAAUAUUUUGAAUUUUAGUCCUCUGUGAUCAGGAUUAAUGUUCUUAAUAAAUGUGGCUCUCGAUAACCUCA